AAGAAAGACGUUACGGUCAAAGAUAGAUACCAAGUACACAACCAUGUUACAACAUCUGACAGAAACUUUGGAACGAACUAAGUACGUAUGUACUACAGCUGAUAUUUGGUCAUCAGCGAAAAGAAGUUUCCUUGGGAUAACUGCUCACUAGAUAAACGCAAGUUUUCAGAGGGAAAGUGCGGCUUUGGCUUGUCGCAGAUUUAAGGGUAAGCACUCUUACGACAGAAUUGCUGAAAUGAUUCACGAUAUACAUUGUGAAUUUAAACUUGACGCAAAAAAAACUGUAAAAGUAACAACGGACAAUGCGUCAAACAUGGUGAAAGCUUUUUCGAUGUUCAGUCAAAACAAUCAAACAAUCGAUUUGGAUAACAACGACAAUGAUGAUUCAGAUGAUGAUUUUGUUAUACAAGGCAUAACUGAGACCACUGAGGGAAUUGCGGGUGACUCCGGUUCCAUAUCCGAAAUAUUUCUACCUGUACAUCAGCGCUGUGUGAGUCAUACACUAAAUCUGUUAGCCACAGUGGACAUCAAAGCUGCAUUAACAGGGUCCGUAUUUGGAAACAGUGGAGGGAGCUAUACUCGUUCCCAUCAUUCUGCCUUUGGAAAAUGCUCUGCCAUAUGGAAUUUAACAUCUCGAUCUCCUAAAGCUGCUGAGACAUAUGUCGCUAUUACAGGAAAGGCCUCAUCAUCACCCUGUGUCACUCGUUGGAACUCAACUUUCGAUUGCUUAAAUGAUCUUAUUACAGUCAAACAAUUCCUUGGUAGUGUUUGCGAUGCACUUGAACUGCCAAAAUUCAAGGACACUGACUUGGAAUUCUUAGCAGAAUACAUUGAAUGCGUCAAACCAAUCGCGAAAGCUUUAGAUAGGCUACAAGGCGAAAAAAAUUGUUUUUAUGGCGAACUUUUAUCAGAUUUGCUGCAAACGCAAAAGAAGUUGCAAAAACUACAACUCCGGCAUUUAAAAUACUGUGCGAAAUUAGUAGUCAUGCUGUUAGAGGGCUUAAACAAAAGAUUCAGUAAUUACUUUGACUUUUCCUACCAAGUAAACGAUGCUAUUUUAGCAGCUGUUAGCCAUCCGUUCUUUAAGUUACGUUGGGUACCAAAAGAAAGAAAAAAUGAUGUCAAAGAAUUGCUUGUUAAUGAAACUGAAUCUUUACUAACCCAUAUGUCAAAAACUCGAAAUGAUUCGAUGAAUGUAUCCGAAGCCACACACAGUGAAAGCUUUUUUACCUUUGAAGGGGGAUUUUCGGAUGAAAGUGUUGCAAACACCUCCAUUAAAAAUACGAUUGAACUGCAAUGCUUGCAGUAUUUGCAAAAUGAAGAUACACGUUUGGACUCGCUUAAUGCAUUUCCUACGAUUAAAGAAGUUUUUAUAAAAUAUAAUACUGCGCUCCCGUCGUCUGCGCCAGUAGAACGCUUAUUUUCGUAUGGGGGUAUGAUUAUGCAGCCCAAUCGUCGAAGCAUGUACGAUGAUACUUUUGAAAAACAAUUGUUGCUUAAAUUAAACAGCGUGCUUAUCAAAUAAAACUAUAAAAUGUAUGAAUACCCAAAUCAAUUUACUAAGGAAAAU
Molecule: messenger RNA, 1570 nt
Organism: Formica exsecta
Lineage: Eukaryota; Metazoa; Arthropoda; Insecta; Hymenoptera; Formicidae
Exons: 2
Coding region: 236-1525 (429 amino acids)
Source: RefSeq, a predicted model, not a curated record